GGCCGACGGGCGGAUGGUCGCGUGAGGAGGAGGAGGAGGAGGAGGAGGAGGGUGGGGUUUUAAGCGGGUCGCGCGCCGGCGAGAAAGGGAGGCAGGGCUCGCGCUGAGGAGGUGGGGCUUGGUUUGUCUCGCGCCGCCGGGGGCGCGGGCGUGAGCAGUUCGCUGAGAUAAUCAGCACCAAGAAACAAUGACUUUGGAAAUGAAUGCUUGGACCUAUUAUAAACAGUGAUUGGCCUUAGGUUGACUAGAAACUAUCAAGAAAUCUCACAGGAACUCCUCCUUACCUAGUUAACUUGGAUCACAAAUUCAAUCAUGUAUGGAAGUGCUCGGUCAGUUGGCAAAAUUGAGCCAAGCAGCCAGAGUCCUGGGCGUUCACCAAGGCUGCCACGUUCGCCGCGGCUGGGCCAUCGUCGAACCAACAGCACAGGAGGCAGCUCUGGAAGUAGUACUGGGGGUGGCAGUGGCAAAACACUUUCAAUGGAAAAUAUCCAGUCCUUAAAUGCUGCCUAUGCCACUUCAGGUCCUAUGUACCUAAGUGACCAUGAGAGUGUGGGUGCAGACACACCAAAAAGCACCAUGACUCUUGGCCGAUCUGGUGGGCGUCUGCCUUAUGGUGUUAGGAUGACUGCUAUGGGUAGUAGCCCUAACAUAGCCAGUAGUGGAGUUGCCAGUGAUACUAUAGCAUUUGGAGAGCAUCAUCUUCCUCCUGUGAGCAUGGCAUCCACAGUGCCUCAUUCACUGCGCCAGGCUAGGGACAAUACUAUCAUGGACUUGCAGACACAGCUCAAGGAAGUGUUGCGGGAAAAUGAUCUACUGCGAAAGGAUGUAGAUGUGAAGGAAAGCAAACUUAGUUCCUCCAUGAACAGUAUCAAGACAUUCUGGAGUCCUGAAUUGAAGAAGGAAAGAGCCCUGAGGAAAGAUGAAGCAUCCAAAAUAACUAUUUGGAAAGAACAGUAUCGAGUUGUGCAGGAAGAAAACCAGCAUAUGCAAAUGACAAUCCAAGCUCUUCAGGAUGAGCUUAGGAUUCAGAGGGAUCUGAACCAGCUUUUCCAGCAAGACAGCAGCAGUAGAUCCAGUGAGCCAUUUGUUACAGAGCUUACAGAGGAGAACUUCCAGCGGCUUCAUGCAGAACAUGAACGUCAGGCCAAGGAGCUCUACUUGCUGCGCAAAACCUUGGAAGAAAUGGAAUUACGGAUUGAGACUCAGAAGCAGACCUUAAAUGCUAGAGAUGAGUCCAUCAAAAAGUUACUGGAAAUGUUGCAGAGCAAGGGGCUGUCGGCCAAAGCCACAGAGGAGGAUCAUGAGAGGACAAGACGGUUGGCUGAAGCAGAAAUGCAUGUGCACCACCUUGAAACCUUAUUGGAGCAGAAGGAAAAGGAAAACAACUUACUGAGGGAGGAGAUGCAUCGUCGCUUUGAAAAUGCUCCUGACUCUGCCAAGACUAAAGCCUUGCAGACUGUUAUAGAGAUGAAGGACUCUAAGAUCUCUUCUAUGGAGCGUGGACUUCGAGAUUUGGAAGAAGAGAUUCAGAUGUUGAAGUCGAAUGGAGCACUCAGUACAGAAGAACGUGAGGAGGAAAUGAAACAAAUGGAGGUGUAUCGUAGCCAUUCCAAAUUCAUGAAAAACAAGGUAGAGCAACUGAAGGAAGAGCUAAAUGCCAAAGAGUCUCAAGGGGAGGAGCUGAAAAAGAGAGUGGCUGGUCUCCAGACUGAGAUUGGUCAGGUGAAACAGGAACUGUCACGCAAAGACACAGAGCUGCUGGCCUUACAGACAAAAUUGGAAACGCUCACAAACCAGUUUUCUGAUAGUAAGCAACAUAUUGAUGUGCUCAAGGAGUCCCUCACAGCUAAAGAGCAGAGAGCUGCCAUCCUGCAAACAGAGGUGGAUGCCCUUCGGUUACGUCUAGAGGAGAAGGAGACCAUGUUGAAUAAAAAGACUAAGCAAAUUCAGGAGAUGGCGGAGGAGAAGGGAACUCAAGCUGGAGAGAUUCAUGAUCUCAAGGAUAUGCUAGAUGUGAAAGAGCGCAAGGUUAAUGUUCUUCAAAAAAAGAUUGAGAAUCUUCAGGAACAGUUAAGAGACAAGGAGAAACAGAUGAGCAGUUUGAAAGAAAGAGUAAAAUCCCUGCAGGCUGAUACCACCAACACCGAUACUGCCUUGACCACAUUAGAGGAAGCACUUGCAGAGAAGGAGCGAACUAUCGAGCGCCUGAAGGAACAGCGUGACAGAGACGAACGAGAAAAACAGGAGGAGAUUGACAACUUUAAAAAAGAUGUUAAGGACCUGAAAGAGAAAGUCAGCGUCUUGCAAGGAGAUCUUUCAGAGAAAGAGACUACGUUGCUAGAUUUGAAGGAGCAUGCCUCAUCUUUAGCAUCAUCUGGAUUGAAGAAAGACUCUAGGUUAAAGACGCUAGAAAUUACCUUGGAACAGAAAAAGGAAGAAUGUCUGAAACUGGAAUCUCAGCUGAAAAAGCACCCUGAAGUCUUAUUGAGUCACCCAUCCAAGCCAGCUCAUGAAGCAACAUUGGAGGCCCGGGCCAGUCCAGAGAUGAAUGACAGAUUUCAGCAAUUGGAGAGAGAGGUGGCGCGGCACCGAGAAGAAUCCAGUAAAGCUCAAGCUGAAGUGGAUCGUCUGCUGGAAAUCCUGAAGGAGAUGGAAAAUGAGAAGAACGAUAAAGACAAAAAGAUAGCAGAACUUGAAAGCCUCACUUCAAGGCAAAUCAAAGAUCAGAAUAAAAAGGUAGCAAACCUGAAGCACAAAGAACAAGUGGAGAAGAAAAAGAGUGCACAGAUGUUGGAAGAAGCAAGGCGGCGGGAGGACAAUCUUAAUGACAGUUCCCAGCAAUUGCAGGACAAUCUGCAUAAGAAAGAUGAUCGGAUUGAGGAGCUAGAAGAAGCACUGAGAGAGAGUGUGCAAAUAACUGCAGAGCGGGAAAUGGUGCUGGCUCAAGAAGAAUCAGCCAGGACACAUGCUGAAAAACAGGUAGAAGAGUUGAUGAUGGCUAUGGAGAAAGUAAAACAAGAACUGGAAUCUAUGAAAGCAAAGCUGUCCUCUACCCAGCAGUCUCUAGCUGAGAAGGAAACCCACUUGACCAACUUGCGGGCUGAGAGGAGGAAACAUUUGGAGGAGGUCCUAGAGAUGAAACAAGAAGCCCUUCUAGCUGCCAUUAGUGAAAAAGAUGCCAACAUUGCUCUGCUGGAGCUGUCGUCCUCCAAGAAAAAAACCCAAGAUGAAGUAGCUGCACUAAAACGAGAGAAAGACCGCUUGGUGCAACAGCUAAAGCAGCAGACUCAAAAUCGCAUGAAAUUGAUGGCAGAUAAUUAUGAGGAUGAUCACCUCAAAUCGUCAUCUCAUUCCAACCAAACUAAUCAUAAACCCUCCCCAGAUCAGGUAAUUCAACCCCUUUUAGAUCUUGAUCAGAAUCGCAGCAAGUUGAAGUUGUAUAUUGGACAUUUGACAGCCCUGUGCCAUGACCGGGACCCCCUGAUUCUCCGUGGACUCACCCCACCUGCUUCCUACCACCUGGAUGACGACCGUGCAGCUUGGGAGAAGGAGCUGCAGAAGAUGACUCUGGAGCAGCUUCAUGAAGAGCUGGAAAAGGGUGAGAGGGACAGCGCAGAGCUACAAGAGUUUGCCAAUGCCAUUCUACAGCAGAUAGCUGAUCACUGCCCUGACAUCCUGGAGCAAGUUGUCAACGCACUUGAGGAAUCGUCAUGACCGAAACCAGUGCAACCCUCCCUCCCACCACCAGCAGCAGCAUGCCCAGGGGCCAAGCCCAGUCAGUCCAAGGAGUCAUGAAGAUGGAGAAGAGUUUGAAACGGGGGAGAAAAGAAGAAACCUUUGGUGCACCUUUUUAUAAAAAGAAACAAAUGAAUCUAAACUGGUAUCUCAGCUCUUCCAGUCUAUAAGUACUCAAUCAUGCCUGCAUUCAUCUUCUCACUGCCUUUCUACUUUGGAAUAUGCCUCCCAGUUACCUUUCCUGUUGGCUUUGGGAUAUGUUUGCUCAGAAAUUUACUGAGUCCAGUAAGCAUGGAAGUGGCAAUAUAUUGGACAUAGGUAAUUCUGGUGAUUCUUGAAGUGGUGGCAGGGGAACACUUGCCUUUGUUUUAUUUUCCCGUUAGUAAAAUCUUUGGCCUACCUUCAUUUAUAGGGAAAGCUGAGCAUGCUCUGAUAGUGGCCCACAUUUAGCUAGCUCAGGAUUUGCUGCCUAUUUCUGCGCAGGAGUGUUAUCCUCAAAAUGGAAGUUAUUACGAGAAGAGAGGUGGGGAGUAUCCCUUGUUCUCAGUGAUGACUUCAAUUCAGCAAGAGUGGGAAAUGGGACCGAACUGUUCUGCCUACUAUGAGCUUCACUUUUGUUUCCCAAAUGGGCUAUGAAAUAGUGACGGAUGUUUUCUUUUGCAGGUUUUCUUGAUAUUCUGGCCAAUUUUUAGCAUCAUAUCUUAUCUAUAUAUCUUUGCAUUCUCUUUUGAAGAGUGCUCUCUUCGUGUUUGACUGCUUAUUUUAUCUAUUUCUGAGUUCUUAGGGGGUUACUUCAUAAGCUAUACCCAGUAGCAGAGUAUUGGUCACACCUACUGCUGUACCUUCCACAGCACUGCCAAUGAUGAGUGAGGCCCAAAUUGCUUCUCUAAAUGGCAUCAUGUUAACAUAUCCAAAUUCACAGGCAAAAUAGGAAUCUAAAUGCUCAUUUGUUUUGCACUAAUUGUUAAAAUACAGUUUUACCUGAAACAGCGCUAGUUUUAUGCAUAGUAUCAUUCUGCAGGCAUUCACUGAAACAGAACUCUGGUAUCACUAUAUUUUCUCCUUUAGAGGAACUAAAUUUUUCUGAUUUUUCAGCUUUCAGAUUUCAGAGUUAAGAUCUUUUAGAACAGAAAAAAGAAAAGGGAAUAGUGAAUUGGAACUUAAUGCAGUAAGAAGAAAGACCACUGACCUUUAAAUUGCUUUCCUAACUGGUUUGUCUCUGUUAUGAGUGUCCUAAUCACGAUGCUUGGUUUUUCCAACUUAAGUGUUUUACAUCUGAUUAUGCUUAUUCCUAUAAAGCAGACACAAUCUCAAGGCCCUUUUCCUCUUUUUUCAGAGAUUACAGCACAUCCUCCAUCCCAAAACACUUAUUGGAGGUCUUUUUUUCUGGCUUAGACUCCCCCCCCCCCCGCCCCUGCUCAUCAAAUCUGGAAACCCAGGUGCUGGGAUAUCACUGAUUUCUAAACAGCAGGGAAGAAAUAUCUAUAAAACAAAAGGAAUCCUUUUAUUAAUACUUUUUAAUACUUUUUAAACGUACAGCAUCUGCCUUUGAUUAUGGAAGGAUGCAGUAGGGCUGUCUGGUGCUGAGUUGUUAGCUUCAUCCUUUCAUUAGCACUUGCAUGGGAGGUACAUUGGAGUCACUUUAGGAAGGGGGUAGAGCAUAAAUAAGCUUAGUUUUGGAUGGCAGUGUUUUCCUAUUGGGUUUCCUAAAGAGAGAUUCACAUUGUUAUUUUAGUUAGCACCUUCAUGGCUUUGGAGAUCUGUAGUGGUAAUUUCAGAACUGGGUGGCCGUAAUAGGCUGUGGCUGAUACUUUUCGUCAUAAAGGACAGGGGAGCGGACAUGAAUAGUCUCAAGGUUGAAAUUGCUUUACCGGAAAGCAUGUAGACAGUGACUGUACAUACCAUUGAGCCAUGCCUCAUACCAGAGCCGCGCCUUUGGCCCUAUUGUUUGAGUCAGCACGUUUUGAUAGGAGCUGCUGUUUUGAAAUUUCCCUUCUAGCUUUUUCUCCUUCAUCCUUAAUUACUCACUGUAGGAAUUUAAUGCUGCCUGUAAAACCAUCUCAGCCUUCAAGCCUAAUAUCUUCCCACCGCUACCACUCCCUGGCUAUCCUACUAAGUUAUAUGGUCAGGUCUCCAGUUGCCCUUGUUCUCUGCUGUAAAACAAUCCACUCUCUCUGUGGGAGAAGCUGUGGAAUUUUUCUUAUCUGUGGUUGAAAUGACUGCUGCUUGUAAACCUCUUACUGAGAUGCUCCUUGAUAGUGGGUUUUUGUUUUGUUUUGUGGGGGUGGGAGGGAUUGCUGAAAAUGGGGCAGGAAGCUAGUCAGAGAUAGUGACUUGUGGUUGCUACUUCAUUCCCAUGUGCUUAUUACACUGCAUAUAAAUCACAGUUCUCCAUGCUAGUAUUUCUGGAGCCUUUAACUCAGCUGCCACCAUGUGGCUGUGCUUCUGCAAAAGCUGAUCUGUGCUAGCCCAGGUAUGACAUUCCCAGAAUAGUGUGUACAGGACCCACUGCAAUGAAAUUGUGAUAAAGCCCAUUGUUUACACUCAGCCCUGCUCUACCCUGUUCUCCAGGGGAAGAAAGAUUUGUCAAGCAGAGCCAAUUCCCAUGCUGGCCAUUUGGUCUUUAUCAUCCAGCUGAACACCUGCUGUUUGAACCCUUCCCCCUACAACUUGGAAUGUGCUUCUCUUGCAACUCGUCUCUUAUUCCCCCACCGCACACACCUUUUAUACCCCAUUUCGUGAGCUCAGAGUCCUGCCACUCGCAGGCAUGAUCUAAGCCCUCAGUAAAAUGUUUUUAGAACAAGAGAGAGUGCAAACAAGUUCUGAUCUUGGAACAAUGACUUGGCUUUAUCAUCAGUGAAGCAUUGCAGAUAAUCUCCUUGAUGCCGUUUGGAUAGAGGUCCUGUCUCGCUUCAUUUCUCUAGGAACUGUGGGGCCUUAAACGCGAGAUGUUGGCUGCGAGUUGUUGUCAAGAAUAGUGUGCUUUAACUUGUUUCUUUUAUCAGUGGAGUGCAAGGUUGUUGACUGACUUGUGGAUUUAGGUAAUGUUGUCUCCAUUGUGAGAUGGUAUGAAAUGCACAGGUCCAAAGUGUUUAUGGUUAUAUGUGGCCACUGACUGCCACUACACUAUCACAGCUCUCAGAGAUUUUUAUCUCAGCCAUAUCUCCUGCAAGUGAAAUCCACUAUCUGUGUCCAGAAAAUACAGCUCUAGACAAUUGUGGUGGAAAAGUACCUUAUAUUUUACCUUCCUUGUUCCUCAGUCCAAUUUUUAAAAAUAGCCUCCUAUCAGUGAAUUCCAAAAUCUUUUGUUUAUUCUAGCCAUGUUGUUAGAGUUUGAUAAAACUGGAUUAUAACAAGUUUUUGUUAUAUUUAAGGAAUGUCAUGUUACUCUUUCAAACUAUAAAAAAGCUCAUUUGUAAUGCCUCAAAAGGUGUUUAUAAACCACAGGAACCCUCUAUUUUUUUUAUUAAUUUGGUGCAGCUAUUAAUAGCUCCUUGAGAAAUCACAGUAAUUUCUUGACAUCCUAAUUGGGCAGUCUAAUGUGGGAUCUCAAGGAACCCACAUUAUCAUUCCAUUCCCACCAAAUCCAGGUUUAACAAAGACUAAGAUGAAACUUCAACCUUAGAAUGACACAGUGACAUUAGCUAUUACUGUACAAGGAGGGGACUAAUAAGAGGAACAUCUGGAUGAAAUAUCUUUCUAGUGUAUCAGGACUGGGACUGCCUUUGGCCAUUGCCUUCAUUCAGAAAUGCCAAACACUCCCUGAAAAUCCCAAAUAUCUGUCACAACUAAAGGAAUGAAGAUUAUGGUGACAGACUAGUAUGUGCCAUCUAAUGCCAUGGAUAGAAAGAAAAGACUCACUAGGUGGGAACUUUUGCAGUGUAUUUUGCAAGAUCACUGUGAAUAUGGCAUCUGUUUUUCUCUAUUUUUAAUUCAAGGAAUAUUCUGUUUGGUCAGAUUCCUGUGUCUGAAAAAUAUAAGUUAACACCAUUUCCCUCCUGUCUCACACUCCUAAGGUAUUUCCAUAGCAUGGGUUCUUGGAGUAUCCUUAGUAAUGGGAUAUACUUCUGUUUGAAUUAGAACUUUGUACUAACUGAACUAACUUUGUAUAAAUUAAUAAAAGGUUAGAUCUUCGAAAUAAAUGAAGUUCGUUAACUAACUUGAGAGAAUCAAGCAGCAGGGUGGGAUGCUGUAGGUGGUUGCCGGCAUGUGAACCGCCCAGAGAGCUUCGGCUAUUGGGCGGUAUAAAAAUUCAAUCAGUCAGUCAGUCAGUCAAGCCAGUGGAGUGCGGAGGUCAGGCAAUGGCUGGUUUAGGGCUACCAGAAUUAACAAGACACAAGCUCUUCUCUUGCCAAUCACUCAGUCUUGUCAGUGCAGCAGGUGCUGUUUUUAUAAUAUAAAAUAUUUUUUAACUUUUUUCCAUUUAUAGAGGGAGCCGUUAUCCUUCUGAACAAAAUGGCUGCCUCUUGACCUUUUUUUAAAAAGAGAGAAUAAAAGCAUUUCCAAACUUUUUAGUGUCAAAAGCGUAAACAUAAGAUACUGACUUUUUCCAGUGUGUGUGGCGAGUGCUGUAACCCUAUCAUCAUUGGUAUUUCCCCUUGACUUUUUCAGGGGUAUUUUUUUACUUUAUUUUUCCUGUUUUGUUCUCUGCUUGUCAAUUAUUGUCUGUGUGGUCCUCAGGCUGGGGCAGUUACCGACAAUGUGUGUCUGUUGUCUGAUUUUAAAUAAUAAUAAAAAAAGAUAGAAGUAGAAUUGAAAAAAGUUGUGUUUUAAAAAAUAUAAAAACUAAAUGUAUUGUCCAAAGGAAUUCAAAAUAUGAAAAGGCAAAGUGCUGGACUCCUCCUCCCAGUUCUAUGAGGAAAUGGAUUUUUUAGGCUUAAGAUACCUUUCAAUUGCCUUUGACAGACCAAGGAAGACCAAACCAGUGUGGCCUUCUUAGGAAUGUUACUAACACUUGACUUUAUCCCUCGCCCAAUACUGUCCCGUAUGGACAACCUUUAAAAUAUAGAAAGGAGCAGAAUUAUAAACUAUUCUUCACUAGCAGCUACUGUUUUUUGUGAGUAUCCCUGGGCUUUAAUACUGCAAAUUUAAAUAGAAGGGAUGCAUUGAAGCGUAUUUGCACACUUUAGUCUCUAUUUCGUACACAUAAACUAUUUUGUAUUUCCAAAUGCACCUUCACUUCUGCCAAUACCCAUUUACAUGUGUCCGUCUGUUCUGUCCGCGCCCACUUUUGAAAAUGUGCAUUCAUAUUCUUACUUCAAAGAGCUUGGCAUUCUUUUCUGCACCAUUGGGAUGGAAGGUCUUGCCUCUUUUAAAGGGUUUGGCCAACAUAAAUCUACAUAUCAUGAAUACAUUUAUUAUUGCUACUAGUCAUAUCUUAAAUGAUUACACAUGAAUGUACUUCAAAAUAAUAAUCCUGAUUAAUUUUAGGAAUAUCUAUAGUCCUUUAAAUUUGAGGCUACCAAUUUUCCAGUGCUGGUUUACUUCAUUCCUUUGUUGAUUGUUCCAGCUGAAAUCAAAGUUGAAAACAUUGGAAUCAUUGGAUUUAGUUUACAGUCUCAUCCCUGAGACACUCUUGUUGAUACAGGAUCUAAAAGUCUUAGGCCAAGCUUGAUUGCUAUUACCCUUUAAUUUAGUUUUCUCCAUCUACUCAUGGCUUAGGUGAAGUAAGGCGUCUCUCAAUCAUUUCAGCUAGUAAACCCAUGACUUGGCUUAAUACUGAUUUCAGUGGGUAUCUUCUAGAUACAAAUAGGUUGCAGGUUUUCUUUCUCUCAAUUAACCUCCUAUCCUCCAGUGAUGAAUUUGGUAUGCUAGAUCCUAAGAGAGUUUUAUGCUUACCAAAUUUUCACAUCUUGUUUAGGUUCUGUGCAAGUAAAUGGGAUUAUAUCCAGAUGACCCUCCUUCAGACUGACAUAAUAUGCUGCUCAUUCAUCCCUGCCAAAGCAGUAUUGCUACUUCCCUUGGAUUCACCUCAUGCUGAAAUUAGAACACCAGGUUCUGCUUUACCAAAUUAUUCACGAAGGCAGCGCAGUGGGCUGUCCUAGGGAGUGAAAAUUUGUGGGAUGUCUUCACACACACACACACACUACAGAUGGGGAUCUUUUGCUACUUAGAAAGUGAUGUGUUGCACUUUAAUAGAGGAGGAGGCAAGCCUUGCAUAUAUAUAGUCUGGCAUACUUUGAGUUCCUUCUGGAAGGAGCAGCAGCGGGAAAUGAUAGAUGUCUGUAAUGCAAGUGCGCACGCUGCCUUCAACUUGUAUGUGUUUUAUUGAUGGAGUCAUGUUACUGACAGGAUAAUGAAUUGCAAAGAAAUUGUGUUAUAUAUUCAACUUUGCCUUGAUAAUAUAAACACUUUUGUUCCGUUUUAUUUUCUUUUUUAUUCACAGACUAAGUUCAUCA
This is a messenger RNA of Elgaria multicarinata webbii, 10133 nucleotides long. It is a transcript of the gene ERC1, whose product is annotated as ELKS/RAB6-interacting/CAST family member 1. The record is from RefSeq and is a predicted model, not a curated record. Gene Ontology annotation, molecular function: structural constituent of presynaptic active zone. Bases 313 to 3714 code for a protein of 1133 amino acids. Gene Ontology annotation, biological process: maintenance of presynaptic active zone structure; regulation of synaptic plasticity; neuromuscular synaptic transmission. NCBI's taxonomy places the organism in Eukaryota, Metazoa, Chordata, Lepidosauria, Squamata, Anguidae. Gene Ontology annotation, cellular component: cytoskeleton of presynaptic active zone. The transcript has 21 exons.